GAACUGUGCUGCUUAUUGGACACACAAGUCAGGUGGCCGGAUGUUAAGGAGAGUAGCCCGCGCAUGUUUGGUAAGUCGAGACUGCCUGCAGUGACCAGUGUUGUCCUGCAGGGUAACCAGAGUGCUCCCCUGAGAGUGGAAUGGAGGCCCCGCUACCCCCUCGUGAGUCUGGGCGCUGGAUUGCAGAACGGAGCCAAGAUGUGUUCAUUGAGGAAGAGGGCGUGAGGAAGAUUGCGGAGAUGCUGUACACGUUACGCAGCUGCGAGGAGUUCACGCCACAGGGCUGGAAGAAGAUGAACCCUUUGGCUCCCUCCUGGGAUUCGGACCAUGCCAUAAACUGGGUGUUUGUGGUUGACACCAUGAACUUCUCCUUCUGGCCUGAUCAUCCAGACCAGCAGUGCACCGUUACUCACAAGGGCAAAACUUACAGCGGCUACAUGGCUCUCUGUGCCGCCAUCACCAGGGCCAUGGAUGAGGGCCUGCCCAUCACAGAUGCUUCGUACUUCGCCAGCAUUAGCCUGGAGGAGCUGAAGCACGUCCUGCGGUCCGACAAUGACACGCCGAUGCCCAUGCUGGGGGAGCGGCACCGCGCCCUGACGGAGGCGGGGGCUGUCCUGCUGCGCUACGGCGGCUCCCUUCGCGACUUCAUGCGCAAGGGCAACAACGACGCCGAGCAGCUGGUGAAGCACAUCGUGGAGAGCCUGCCCUCUUACCGAGACGAAGCCACGUUCGAGGGUAAAAAGGUUGCCUUUUAUAAGAGAGCGCAGAUCCUGGUGGCGGAUUUCUGGGGUAUAAUGGAGGCGCAAGGCGAGGCCAACAUUCCCAACCUGAACUACUUGACCAUGUUUGCAGACUACAGAGUACCGCAGGCCCUAGUCCACCUGGGGGCGCUGCGCUACUCGGAUGCACUCAUGAACACCCUGAAGGAAGGAAUUGUUCUCCCGCCAGGGGACCGGAGGGAGGUGGAGAUUCGAGGCUGCUCCAUCUGGUGUGUGGAGAGGAUCAAGGCUCACUUGUGGAGCCUCAUUGAGCAGAGGGAUGGGAAACGCAGUGAGGAGAUCAACUCGGCCAUCAUUGAUUUCUUCCUGUGGCCCUAUGCCAAAGAGCAUCACAUGGAGAUGGCUCAUAUCCCCAUCCACCACACACGCACCAUUUAUUACUGACUCACACACGCUACAUACAUUACACACGCAUACACAUUCACACAUACUGUGAUGGCUUGGAAUGCCACUGUGUGGUAGUGCUGCUCUAUGGUGAAUAAAAAUGUUUGA
Molecule: messenger RNA, 1271 nt
Organism: Megalops cyprinoides (Indo-Pacific tarpon)
Lineage: Eukaryota; Metazoa; Chordata; Actinopteri; Elopiformes; Megalopidae
Gene: qng1
Product: chromosome 4 C9orf64 homolog
Exons: 5
Coding region: 141-1163 (340 amino acids)
Source: RefSeq, a predicted model, not a curated record